This is a messenger RNA of Homarus americanus (American lobster), 4244 nucleotides long. RefSeq names its product anoctamin-8-like (gene wwk). The transcript has 16 exons. Gene Ontology annotation, biological process: chloride transmembrane transport. Gene Ontology annotation, molecular function: chloride channel activity. Bases 45 to 2984 code for a protein of 979 amino acids. Gene Ontology annotation, cellular component: plasma membrane. The record is from RefSeq and is a predicted model, not a curated record. Lineage: Eukaryota; Metazoa; Arthropoda; Malacostraca; Decapoda; Nephropidae.
AUCAAGGUAAUGUUGUCCGCAGGUUGAUCAAGGGAGGUGAGGAGAUGCGGCUGGUCAAGAGGAUGAAGCCGGAGUACGGUGGCGGCCUCAUGGAGUUGUCGCAUGCGGAGCUGGGCAUCUUCCAGGGCGUGGAGGAUGGGGCCACCUUCUUCAGCACUAUGGAACGUCAGGUCAUCGUUCUACACAUUCUCAACUCUCUCAGGGCGGCCCAGAACGAGGCAGUGGAAGGCACCAGCUUCAGGGAGGGCCAGGCUAUCAUUCCCAAGUUUGAGUCAGAAGGGGUGAUCCACGGCAUCCUUCCCCUGCACGACUACAAGAAGCUGGAGCACCUCAGAGCCACCUGGGUACAGACCUUCUUCAGGUACCAACCCAUAGAGGCGAUCCAGGAGUACUUCGGGUCCAAGAUCGCCAUCUACUUCGCCUGGUUGGGGCACUACACCACCGCCCUAACCGUCCCCGCUGUCAUCGGCCUCAUCUUCUGGGUGUGUCUGUGGGGGCGUGACCAGGCACUAGAGGACAAAGGUUUCGUGCUGUUUGCCUUCUUGAACGUGGUGUGGGCGUCCAUGUGGUUGGAGGGGUGGAAGAGACACAGCGCCGUCUUGGCUUACAACUGGGGGACGCUUGACUCUCACGUGGAGGUCUUCUCGGAGUCCAGGCCGCACUUCACGAUGGAAACGGGGGACUUGAAGGUGAGCAGCGUGACGGGCCGCCUGGAGCCUGAGUACCCGGCCUGGCGGCGUAACCUCAUCCGCUACCUCGUCACCCUCCCCAUCGUCUUCUGCUCUUUAUUCGCCGUCUUCAUCGUCAUGCUGCUCAUCCUCCAGCUACAGGACCUGUGUGACGCCUUCAUCUCGGCGCACGAGUACACCUUCUACCUGUCGUACGCUCCCAAAAUCCUGAUGGCCCUCACCAUCUCCGCCUUCGACGAGGGUUACACUAAGGUGGCCGUCUGGCUCAACGAUAUGGAGAACUACCGGGUGGAGGAGACGUAUCAGAACCACCUCAUCAUCAAGCUGGCCGUGUUCCGGUUCGUUAACUCGUUCCUGUCGCUGUUCUACAUCGCCUUCUACCUGCAGGACAUGGAGCGUCUCAAGGAGCAAUUGGCGGCACUGCUGCUGACGAGACAGGUUGUGGGCAACAUCAGAGAGUCGUGUAUCCCGUACCUGAUGGAGCAGUUCAAGCUGGCUAAACUAAGCUUUGACCUGUACGGUGCACUGUCCCCCUCUGAGGAGACCAAGCAGCAAGACUGGCCCCAGGAAAACCCACCCCAGUCAGCAGGAGACACACAGAUUCCGGAAGAGAAAGAGGAGGAGUCGAGUCCGGAGAGUGCGCCCAACAGCAACAAAGUGACACCAACGGCCCCGUCUGGCGAGGAGGCAGUGAGCAGCACCGACCCGUUUCUGGCUCGCGGCAGCAGCAAGAAUCGCAUCGUCAGCCAAGCUGAGGUGGAGUGUAACAUGUCCAGAUACGAGGGAACGUUUGAGGACUACCUGGAAAUGUUCAUCCAGUUCGGCUACGUGACGCUCUUCUCCUCCGCCUUCCCGCUGGCCGCCAUGUGCGCCUUUCUCAACAACCUCAUCGAAAUCCGCUCAGAUGCCUUCAAACUCUGUUGCGUCUUCCAGAGGCCCUUCAGCGACCGUGCCCAGAGCAUUGGUGUGUGGCAGGACGCCAUGGAACUGAUGGGAGUACUGAGCAUCAUGGUCAACUGCAUGCUGAUUGGUCUGUCUGGCCAAGUGCACCGCAUGUUCCCUGAGAUGUCAAUAGCUCACACCAUCCUCCUCAUCAUCGUCCUCGAGCACGCCAUGAUCGCGUUGAAGUACGGCAUCAGUUACGCCAUCCCGGACAUCCCAGAGUGGAUCGCGACAGAGAUGGCCAAGGUGGAGUUCCAGCGCCGGGAGGCUCUACGUCGCCUCUCUACCUCCAAUUCCCCCCCAACCCGAGAGGACUCACAGCCUCCCUCUCCUCGCAGGUACUUGUUUGGGCAUACGAUAACGUCAACAGAGUAUGUGGAUAGCAGUGCCCAGACGGACAUUAUGUAUUCCAGGAGGAGAUCCUUCAAGACAUCUCCCACCAGCACCAUAGACGAGGAUGACGUUCACUCUCCAGCGGAGUCGAGCAGCCAGAGAGGAAGUCUAAGUGAAGGGACGGCAGAGAUGGGAGACAUCGACGAGAAGGGAGAAGACGGGAUGACAUACCGUGAGCUGGAUGAAGCGAGAAUACGACCAAUCGUACGACUAGGGCGGAGCGUCUCUGAUUGUGAACGAGUCCGCCACCGUGUACCACGCAUCAACAGAGCGAUGAAACAAGAAAGUAAUGAAUCCAAUGACUCGGAGGAAGAUUUAAUAACAACAAAACAGUUUGACAGUCUGCCAAUGCUGUCAGCCCCGGCAGCCUUUGAUAAAAAAAACAGAUUGUUUAGGUUUUCCCCGGACAAUGAAAAUGCAAUCGGGCAGAUAAAGCCCAGAUCUCGGCUUCUCGAGAAACCUGACUUUUCCCACGGACAAUAUGCUCAAUUCUCUUCGCGGUCAGUCGAGUGUGUGUUAGACGCCACAGGGCAUGGCCGCUUCACUGACGACUCCACUGGCCACAUCAGUGAGGAGGGCACCCCUGAAAACAGCGUGGCCAGUCGGACACCAACGCCUCCCCCAACUGAGGAACGCAAGAAGGCGACUCACCCUCCUGUUACUCCUCGGGCCGAGGCACCAACGCCACCACACGCUGUCAACGAGCCCAAGGAACUUGUAAUCCGAAAGAAACCGCCCAUGAAGUUCCUUAAGCGUGCGCAGAGUUUGUCGUACGUGUUCAAACGCAAUACUGCUAAACCAGAGAAGAAAAAGAAAGUAAUACGCGACGACUACGCCGCGUUGACCUCAACGAGAGAACCUCAAGGAGAGAUGGCGCUCGUGCCUCUGGAGAAGUUGGUUCAGAUCGACGACAUCCAGAUGCAGCCGUCACUCUCCAGCUAUAACGUGAACGGCGACUAACACUCCCCUUCCUCACCCCGGCGAACAUUCAUCAUGAUUUAGCUGUAGAGUUAAUCACAACUAUAAGCAUAAGUGUUUGUGUUAGGGCUGCCUGCCUGGCUGUCUAGUGGACGGUGAAGGAACAAAAAUGAACCGUGAAAACAUCUAUCUGGCAUAAUAGUGAGUGCAGUUAAUACUAUCCUGCACUGUCCAUAUCUUCUGCAUAAUUACUAUUCAUGUCAUAUCUAAAUCUUAGAUUGGAAUAGUAGUCGACCCAGAGAUCGAUAGUGUUUUCUAUGUUAUGGAUGGAUAAGCCUUUCAGAUCACUGGCGCUUGUAACAAGUGAGUGUGCGUGAAGCUGCCAGAUAAAAUGUGUGGACGUGUGGACGUUCUUGGCUGGUUACGUGUGUGUGUGUGUGCGUGUCUACAUACAUGCACCGCACACUGCCGGUCCGUACAGAGAUCGCACAUACAUCUAUAUCGCCUCUGGUGUUGCCUUACAAAGUUCUGUUGCUCUUUUACAACAAUAGUUUCCAAGUCAUUGUGUAGGUGUGUGUGAGUGUGUGUUAGUGCGUGAGUGUGUGUGACAGCGUGUGAGUGUAUUUACGAGUAAGCUUCCAUAGCUUGCUAAGGCUUGUACAUGUUUUCAAUAUUAUUUAUUUACAACAGUGUGUUAGGUGUGGGUGCGCGUAUGUGAGGUGACAAAAUAUUCAAAUAUGAAGAUAAAUAUAAGAUAAUAUAUGUGCUCGUCGAUCUUCGCAAACACUCUUUUCAUCUAUAUCCUGUGUGUGACUCUAUACAUCACAUCUCCGCUACUCCCCUACACGCUGUGUUUUCUACCAGAUGAUCCUGACUCUUGGUGUGAGGUGUCCCAGCAUGCAUGGUACUGUACAGUAGAUGCCAGAUAACCUUAGGACAGUUAACACACUCAAAAUGGAAGUUGGGAUAUCAGCAUUUAUCUUCUCAUUGACCUUUCAUAUUUUCAUGUGAUAUAUUAUUUUUUUCGUUGUUUUAAGACAUAAGGUGCAACUUACGUUUAUAAAACUAUAACGAGUGUAAAACAAUGGCUGUGUACAAAUUGUUUUAGUAACCGUUACACUCAGCAAGACGGAGGUGGAGCUACUGGUGAGAGCAUCAGUGGUGCUCCAAACUUUACAACCACAUGAAUUAACACAAACUUUUUAUGAGUUAAAGAUUUAUUUACCUCCAAAAGAGUAUAAUAUUGUACACAAAGCAAUGGAAAUUGUUGACUGAAAACCUAAUACAAAAUAGAAAAGUGAA